GAUUUGUAGGCUCUUUCUGUUUAAAGUCCUCCAAUUGGACGAGUGGAGAGGGUAGGAUCAACCCGUCGCCUGGAGAGUAGUUUUUCAAAGUCGGACGGACGAAGACAGAGCGAUCGCCCCUCCCUCCCUGUAGUCAUGGAUGGCUCCUACUGUACUCCCUCCCAAGAAGCCUAUCGUGCAGCCAUGGUGCUUUCUGGAGUUGGUGAUGCCCUUGGAUAUCGCAACCAGCGCUGGGAAUAUUGUACUUCGGGGCCCCAGAUCCAUCAAGAGCUCCAGGAAAUGGGGGGACUUGGCAAGAUACAUGUAAUUCUUCCUGACUGGCCAGUCAGUGAUGACACUGUGCUGCACCUGGCGACUGCUGAGGCCCUUGCUACAGGGAAGACUGGAGAGUCCUUGUUCCAGGAGCUGGCAAGAUGCUAUGUAGAGGCCAUGAAAGAUAUGGAGGGAAGAAAACCUGGCCCCACCAGUAUUCUGGGAACAUCUCAGCUACGUCCAGGAGAGCCAGGUGGAUAUCACAUUCCCUUCAACUCUUACGCAACUGGUUGUGGUGCAGCUAUGAGAUCCAUGUGCAUUGGGCUGAGGUAUCCUCAGCCUUCUGAUCUCAACACCUUGAUCAAAGUCAGCAUAGAAAGUGGAAGAAUGACACAUCACCACCCCACAGGUUAUCUGGGAUCUCUGGCUUCGGCUCUCUUCACUGCGUAUGCUGUCCAGGGACUGCCCCUUGAGCUCUGGGGAUGUGGGUUGCUGAAGACUCUGCCUCUUGCCCUGGAAUACAUCCAGGCUGCUGGGAUUGAGACUGAAGCCAAUGUAGCAGCUUGGUCCUAUUUCCAAGAGAAGUGGGAAUGGUACCUCUCAGAACGGGGUCUCAUCGAUGGCCGGGGCCCAGUUCGAUUCCCUCCUGCCUACGGUCCUGCCGAGCGGGAUGUCAUCUACAAAACCUUCAGCCUGGAUGGAUGGGCUGGGCGCAGCGGCCACGAUGCCCCCAUUAUUGCUUAUGAUGCCCUCCUGGGUGCUGGGAGCAGCUGGGAGCAGCUCUGUGGACGUUCCAUGUUCCAUGGUGGAGACAGUGACUCCACAGGGGUGAUCGCAGCUUGCUGCUGGGGCCUUACAUAUGGUCUCCAAGACAUCCCAUCUGGAAAUCACAUGGAACUGGAAUACCGAGACAGGAUGGUCUCUGCAGCUGACUCUCUCUAUCGCCUGGCUUGGGAGCAGGGGUCUGUUUGAGAAGCCGUUCCCAUAUCUAAUAUCCUCAAUUCCUGGGAAGGCAUAAGCUGAAAACUUUCAAUAGAUUGAAAACUGCUGCUUUCAAAAUAAAUUGUAGCUGUAUUCUGUCUUGCUUUUAUGAGCAGCAAACAAGUUCGGCAUCCAUUCCUAUUCUGACACAAGAAUGCCAGCAGUGCUCUUAUUAAAAAUAAAUUAUCAUAAAUAUAUCUAGGUGCAUCACCUUUAUUAAAAAAGCUAAUAAUGAAGCCUAAAAUUGCAGGUAACACAGGCAGAGGCAUUACAAGGUGAUGUUCAUAUUUUAGCAUGGCAUCUGUGCCUCCUUUUGAAGUUCAGGCAAUCAUGCUUUCUCAUUUGUUUAUUUUUUUAUUUGUAGCCCCACAAUUAUUGCUUUUACAAAGAGGGCAGUAUAUUUACUGCCUUGAGCCAUUUGUAAAAAUAAUGACAGGAUAGAAAAAUAACUAAUGGUCCUCUCACAAUAACAUUCCUGUAAACUGACUUGGGUUGAGAUAGAGUGACUGGCCCAAUUCACCCAGAUGGCUUUCAUACCUAAGGAGAGAAAAGAAUUCACAAUCUCCCAUUUUCUAGCCUACUGCCUUAACCACUAGAUCAAACUGGCUCUUCAGUUUGGCUUUUUAGCCAGAGCCCUUUUUAAAAAAAAUGUGCCUAUUCAUGAACUAAACAAUUGGGAGUGUAUUUGGAGUUCUGUGGUGUUGGCAAGUGUUAAAGCAACAAGCCUGGAUGGGAAAGGGGAAUAUGCAAAGUAUUUUAAGGAUGUUCUGUCUUUUCUCUCAUCUAAUCAAUAUCUUGUUGCUUUCUGAGGCAUCAAUUUUACAAUUAGAAACCCCACCCCGCAAUAAACAUGUUUUCACUUUG
Molecule: messenger RNA, 2097 nt
Organism: Thamnophis elegans (Western terrestrial garter snake)
Lineage: Eukaryota; Metazoa; Chordata; Lepidosauria; Squamata; Natricidae
Product: protein ADP-ribosylarginine hydrolase-like
Exons: 8
Coding region: 136-1224 (362 amino acids)
Biological process (GO): protein de-ADP-ribosylation
Molecular function (GO): ADP-ribosylarginine-[protein] hydrolase activity; magnesium ion binding
Source: RefSeq, a predicted model, not a curated record